UAUAUAAUUAUAAAUGAUGGGCGUAAAUCCAUCGCUUCCCUCGUUAUUGUUGUUGUUAUUAUUAUUAUUAUUAUUCAGUUCCCUCAAACUCAAGGUCAAUCAUUUUCUCCCACGCUUCUCCGAAAUCAAAAUCCCCUCUCGGUCACUGUUCGAGAGGCUUCUGUGUCUUCUUCUUCUUCCCUUUCUUCUCUCGCUUUGCCCUUGCUAUGGCUUCUGAUUUGGAGACCAAAGCCAAAGAAGCCUUCAUCGAUGAUCACUUUGAACUCGCGCUCGAUCUUUACUCUCAAGCCAUUCAACUUAACCCUAAAAAUGCUGAACUCUACGCUGACCGCGCUCAAGCCAACAUCAAACUCAAUAAUCUCACUGAGGCUGUCGCGGAUGCAAACAAAGCAAUUGAGUUGGAUCCUUCCAUGUCUAAAGCUUACUUGCGUAAAGCUACGGCAUGUAUGAAGCUUGAGGAGUAUCAAACUGCUAAGGCUGCGUUGGAGACUGGUGCCACUUUGGCACCGGGAGAGUUGAGAUUUUCUAAGUUGAUCAAAGAAUGUGAAGAGCGCAUUGCAGAGGAAACUGAUGAGCUACCAAAGCAGAUGCUGAAAGAGGUGACAACAAAUUCUGUACCUGCAAAAGAAGUUGAGCCGGUCAAGGAUGCUCCUGUUCCAAUGGCUGUGGUAGCACCACCCAAACCAAUUUACAGGCAUGAAUUUUACCAGAAACCUGAGGAAGUGGUUGUCACAGUAUUUGCCAAGGGAAUACCACGUGAAUGUGUUAAAGUAGAUUAUGGCGAACAAAUACUAAGUCUUUCCAUUGAAGCUCCUGGGAAAGAUGCAUAUCAUUUCCAGCUCCGAUUAUUUAGAAAGAUAAUACCUGAAAAGUGCAGAUAUGAUGUGUUGUCAACCAAAAUUGAGAUUCGGCUGGCAAAAGCUGAACCAAUUCAUUGGGCAUCUCUUGAAUUCAGCAGGGAAGUUGCUGUUCCCCAAAGGGUUAAUGUAUCUUCAGUAAGUGCAAAUCAAAGACCAGUGUAUCCAUCCUCCAAACCGAAGAGGGUUGAUUGGGAUAAAAUUGAAGCUCAAGUAAAGAAGGAGGAGAAAGAUGAAAAGUUGGAUGGUGAUGCAGCUUUGAAUAAGUUUUUCCGGGACAUUUAUCAAGAUGCUGAUGAGGAUACAAGAAGAGCCAUGCAAAAGUCUUUUGUGGAGUCUAAUGGGACAGUGCUUUCAACAAACUGGAAAGAAGUUGGUGCAAAGAAGGUGGAAGGAAGUCCUCCAGAUGGUAUGGAAGUGAAGAAGUGGGAGUACUAGGCUCUUUGUUCCCAAUGGAGAAGAUUGUAGCUUGGACUGCGGUUUUGUUAUUUUGGUCUAACAUUAAACUUCACCGGCGCAUUGUUGGAACAUUGAAGCUAUGCAAUGAAAGAAUGGCUACUUCAUAA
This is a messenger RNA of Gossypium arboreum, 1423 nucleotides long. Its product is annotated as protein SGT1 homolog B-like. Gene Ontology annotation, cellular component: cytoplasm; nucleus. NCBI's taxonomy places the organism in Eukaryota, Viridiplantae, Streptophyta, Magnoliopsida, Malvales, Malvaceae. Bases 207 to 1295 code for a protein of 362 amino acids. Gene Ontology annotation, molecular function: protein-folding chaperone binding. The record is from RefSeq and is a predicted model, not a curated record. The transcript is spliced from 11 exons. Gene Ontology annotation, biological process: defense response to fungus; protein stabilization.